Molecule: messenger RNA, 1724 nt
Organism: Juglans regia (Persian walnut)
Lineage: Eukaryota; Viridiplantae; Streptophyta; Magnoliopsida; Fagales; Juglandaceae
Exons: 1
Coding region: 64-1434 (456 amino acids)
Biological process (GO): regulation of DNA-templated transcription; chloroplast organization
Cellular component (GO): chloroplast
Molecular function (GO): double-stranded DNA binding
Source: RefSeq, a predicted model, not a curated record
ACCAGGUAACAAUUCUUUGUUCUUUUCGCCUUAAGCAAUAAUCUUCUAUCUCAGUCAAAGAAAAUGCUCCAUUUGAAUUGCAUAAGACUGCAAUUAAGGCGCAAAGCUUUUACAAUCGGCCAUGACCACUUGUUUUCAACCUCCUCUCUUAAACCCAUCUCAGAACUCUAUAAUUCCAAGGACCCACAAUCUCCGGCAGUCUCCUUCCUCCAAGACUCCUGUGGGUUGUCCUUGGAAUCAGCCAUUUCAGCUUCAAAGAAGUUCAACAUUGAGAACAUAGAGAAUCCCAACUUAGUUCUGCAUCUUUUGAGGAAUCACGGAUUAACGCAGACCCACAUUAGAAACUUAAUAAGCCGUCGUCCACUAUUGCUUCUAGCUGACUUGGACAAUACCCUUAAGCCCAACAUCGACUUGUUUGAGUCCUUGGGGUUUUCCGGCACUAACCUUGCCAAGAUGCUUUGCACACACCCCCGUGUGCUAGAAAGUGAUGCACACUCUGUGGUUCAGCUUUUUAGAGCUCAUGGUUUCAGUGAUAAGCAAAUAUCAACUAUGACCAUGAAGCGUCCCAAAAUGUUUUUGUCUAAUGCACACGAUAUCUUUAAGCCAAAGUUGGAAUUUUUCAAAUCGAUGGGAUUGUCAGAUCUGGAAGUUGCGAAACUUUUAUCCAUAGCGCCUUAUGUUCUAGAAAGGAGCCUCGAAAACCAAAUCAUUCCAUGUGUUCAAGAGCUUAGGCGGAUUCUUGGGACUGACGAGAAUGUAUUACUGGUUACCAAGUCAUGCUACAGGAUACUCGCUGAAUCCACGGUAUUACAUGUGCCACAGGCAAACAUGUCUACGUUGUUAAGCCAUGGUGUUCCCCGGCCAUUGGUUUUGAAGUUGUUUAUUAUUAAACCAAAAUUGAUGCUUUUGAGUAACAAUCACUUUAGUGAGAUUGUUCAUGAAAUAACGAGAUUGGGUUUCAAUCCCAAUAAUCUGCUAUUUGUUCUAGCCAUCGUUUCCAUGGUACAAAAUGGUAAAACACUGUGGGAGCAAAAGGUGGAAGCUCUUAGAAGUUUUGGUUUGUCGAAGGAUGAGAUUUAUUCAGCGUUCAAGUUGCAACCCAUGUGUAUGAAUUCUUCAGAGAAGAAAAUCAAGAAAUUGAUGGAUUUCUUUGUUAACAAACUGAAAAUGAAGCCUUCGAUGAUCUCCAAGAAUCCGAAUCUUCUGCUGCUGAGCUUGGAGAGGCGGAUUAUUCCGAGGUGUUCAGUUAUGCAACUUUUGAUAUCCAAGGGGUUGAUUAAGGAAGAUACCAGCGUUGUUCAUAUGUUCAAAAUGACAGAGAAGAAAUUUGUGGAAAAGUUAGUGAGUAAGUAUCACAAUGAGGUUCCUAAUGUUAUCAGUGCGCACCAAGGCAAGAUAGAAUUUCAAGGGUUCCUUACAGAUUUAAAAAUGUGAGUACUUAUGCGAUCAUCAAAUAAUUGGAGCAAUGCUAAAAGAUCAUGUGUUCACAUGGACUUCGUUAUGUAGCCAGCGGGCUGCUUAACUUUAUCCAAGGAAUGCAAUCAAUGAUUUAAGAGCUUGAUUAGGUUUAAUCCGUUUGCAUUAUUCACUACAUAUAAGGGGCAGAAGCUAGUCAAAAGGUAUUUUGACAUUACUGUCCAGGAAAAUUAAACCCUUUCAUACUCUAAAAGUAUUUGUAGUAUAAUGUUUCUCUAAAAGUAUUUCAAAUGCCAAUGAUUGUAGGA